ACAAUAGAGGGGAAGAAGGGGGUCAAAAAUAAAAUUCUAGAGAUGAAUUGAGAGGAAGUACAGAAGCAUCUUCCAGCUAGAGGCAGUGAGAAAGAGAGAGUGAUAGGGAUUCUUAGCUCUCUCAGAUCUGAAGUUUUUGUAAUUGAAUCGAAAUCCAAAGAAAAAGCCAUUCUCUGUUUUGACUUUUGCUAUCGGUAUCCAAAGACUACAAAAUGGAUGCAUUGAGGAAACAGGCCAGCAAGUUGAGGGAACAAGUAGCCAAGCAACAACAAGCUGUCAUAAAGCAGUUCAGUGGCACAGGUUAUGAAAGCUCAGAUGUAAUGGUAAUUGAUGAAGUCGAGAUGCACAGGCAUCAGCAGCUAGAGAAGCUGUACAGGUCGACACGUUCAGGGAAGGAUUUUCAGAAGGAUGUUGUUAAAGCAGCGGAAGCCUUCACCGCCAUAGGGUACCGACAUAUUGAGUUAGGAACCAAGUUGUCAGAGGAUUGCUGCAGAUAUGGAACUGAGAAUAUCAAUGAGAACAUGUUAGCUAAGGCUGCAGCUAUAUAUGGUGAUGCUCGUAAACAUGUGGAACAGGAGCAGGAUGACUUGAAUCGCCUGUUAUCUUCACAGGUUUUGGAACCCUUGAGAGCAAUGAUUAAUGGCGGUCCUUUAGAAGAUGCCCGCCAUCUUGCUCAACGAUAUAGCCGGAUGAGACAGGAAGCAGAGACCCAGGCAGUUGAGGUUUCCAGAAGACAAGCACGAGUACGGGAAUCUCCAAUUCCUGAAAAUGUUUCAAAGCUGCAUGCAGCAGAAGCCAAGAUGCAAGAAAUAAAGGCUAACAUGGCAGUUCUUGGUAAAGAAGCUGCAGCUGCAUUAGCUGCUGUUGAAGCACAACAGCACAGAUUGACUUUCCAACGGCUUGUUGCCAUGCAUACAUUAUUGAAGGUUGAAGGAGAAAAAAAUUAUCAUCUUAGAAUUGCUGCUAUUCUUAGUGAGGUCGAAGCUGAGAUGGUCUCGGAGAAACAGCAAAAAGAGUCUGCUCCUCCAGUGAUUCUGCCUCCUGUUAUUCCAUCAGAAAAUGGCUUGGAGAAAAGCACAUACUUUUUGGCUGAAGCAACACAUCCUUUUUUCGCAGAGACAGAGAAGGAGCUGAGCUUGGCUGUGGGUGACUACAUUGUUGUGAGAAAGGUAAGUCCAACUGGGUGGUCAGAAGGAGAAUGUAGAGGUAAAGCUGGGUGGUUCCCAUCAGCAUACGUGGAGAAGCGCCAGAGGAUUCCCACCAGUUCGUCUGCUUAAGUUUUCUAAGGCUUACCGUUUUAGUGUUUGUUCAACUUGUUCCUCCAAAUUCUAGAAUUGCUGCUAGGCGUCAAUGAGUGAAUGCCAAAGGGGGAAAGAAGAAGAAAGAAAAAGUUGGUGCUCCUUUUCUUUCUUUCUUUCUGAUUUUUUCAAUUCCUGUGUGUUAUCAUGGCAACGCACUUUGAUUGUAUAUUCUUUCAUUGAAUCUUGAAAAAACGAAGGUAUUUGAUGAA
Populus nigra (black poplar) is the source of this 1510-nucleotide messenger RNA. Its product is annotated as SH3 domain-containing protein 3-like. Bases 213 to 1277 code for a protein of 354 amino acids. Lineage: Eukaryota; Viridiplantae; Streptophyta; Magnoliopsida; Malpighiales; Salicaceae. The transcript is spliced from 10 exons. The record is from RefSeq and is a predicted model, not a curated record. Gene Ontology annotation, molecular function: protein binding.